AUGAAAGGCAAGCAUUAUGAGUUGGAGGAUGAAGAAUUUUUUAUUAAUGCUGUUUUGAGCGAGAAGGAGAUGUGCAGUGAGAGCGAAUGGAACUUUGAUGAGAUGACAAGCAACUCUGAUGGAGCACAUGGAAAUGGACAUGACGGUGCAUCAGACAGCGAUGUUGAAUUUGUGGGUGUGGCCGAUGAGUCUGACAACAGGCAGUUUGCUACGAAAGGAGACGAUACAUCAUCAGGGAGUAAAAUAAGAACGGGAGUUGAGAGACUGGGGUUUUAUAGAAACUCAGGCCGAGAAAUGAUCAAGAAUGUAGCUGUAUUGGAGACAAGUGGAUUAGAUGAAGCAGGUGCAGGCGAUGCCGAGGAUAGAAAGGAAGUGGACUAUGAGUACUAUUCAUCGCUUGGAGAUGACAUUUCUGACAUAAGCCUAAGUGUGGCGGAGAAUCAAAUAGAGGGAUUGGGAGCAAUUGAUCGAUGGGAUGAACGAAGAGACGAGCAGAACGAAUCAUGCAGCUUUAGCAACGACAUGAUUCGGACAACGUUUCUGAAGUCGUCACUGGAUGCUGGAGGCAAUGGCGAAGAAGAAUUUAUGGCAGGCCAUGAAGCAAGUCCCAGGUGUGUUGAGGAGUUCUAUUUACAGAAGGUUUUUGGAAUGAAGGAGUUUCGGACGAACCAAAGGGAGGUGAUAUGUGCAUGCAUGGCAAGAAGGGAUGUGUUUGUACUGAUGCCCACAGGAGGGGGAAAGAGCAUAUGCUACCAGCUGCCUGCACUGAUAGAUGAUGGGAUUACGAUAGUGAUCAGUCCGCUGCUUUCUCUUGUGCAAGACCAGAUACACAAUCUUCUGCAGAAGGGGAUUCUUGCACUUCCGAUCAAUUCGAAUCUGAGCCAGUCUGAGCGAAGCCUUGUUUUUGAUGUUCUUGGGGGGGAGGAGAUGGUGUGCAAGAUAUUCUAUGUGACGCCGGAGCUUGUUGCGAAGAGCGGGCAUUUCCAUGAUGCUUUGAGCGAUCUUGUUCGUAGGAGCAAGCUGAAAAGGUUUGUGAUAGACGAGGCGCAUUGUGUAAGCCAGUGGGGACAUGAUUUCCGACCGGAUUACAAAGAGCUUGGAAGCAUAAGGCAGAGGUAUCCUAAUGUUCCAAUUAUUGCAUUGACAGCAACUGCAACGCAGAGGGUGGAGAUGGAUAUUUUGGAGAACCUGCGGAUCCGAGGAUGUGAAAGGUUCCGGAUGAGUUUCAACAGGGCCAACUUGAGAUAUGAAGUGCGUGCAAAAACAAGCACAGUUGAGAUAGACAUGGUUAGCUUUGUGCAGACACAUUUUCCGGACUGCUGCGGAAUCGUUUACUGCACAUCGAAGAAAGAGUGCGAGAUGAUCAGCGAGAGACUGAGAAAGUAUAUGAAGACGGCAUUCUACCAUGCAGGGCUGAGUAAGAACGAAAGGAAUAGUGUGCAAGAGAGAUGGAAUAGCGGGGAUGUGAAGGUGAUUGUUGCAACAAUAGCAUUUGGAAUGGGGAUUGACAAGAAGGAUGUCAGGUUUGUGAUUCACUACUGUAUACCGAAAUCGCUGGAAGGGUAUUACCAAGAGACAGGGCGAGCAGGAAGGGAUGGGUUUGAGAGUGUAUGUGUGCUGUUCUACACGUAUGGAGAUAAGAAGAAGAUUACUUUUAUGAUUGACAAGGGCGACGGAGGAUAUGAGCAGAAGCAACGGCAGCGGGAUGAUUUGGAUGCAGUGAUCCAGUUCUGUGAGAACAAGACUGAUUGCCGGAGGAUGCAGGUGCUAGCACACUUUGGAGAGGUUUUUGAUGCGAAGCAAUGUGGAAAGACAUGCGAUAACUGCAGACGUGAGUUUGUAGUUAAGAAGGACUAUGUGAAGGAGGCGAAGGAUCUUAUUUUGCUUGUUUACACAAGCAACAAGAUUACGCUAUGCCAAGCGGUUGAUGUGUACAAGGGGGUGUCUACGAAGAAGAGCAAAGAGUUUAUUGGGAGCGAAUAUUAUGGGAAGGGAAGGAAGAUGAGCCGAACGACUAUAGAGAGGAUAGUGAGGAAUCUGAUAAGCCAGGGAUACAUUCAGGAGAAGGUUGAGGCGGCCGACCGCAGGUUUUCGUGGGCGUAUCUUAUUGCAAAGAAGACAAGGAUAGACAAGCUUGAGAUGGUUGAGGAGGACGAGCCUGUGGCAUUGAAGAAGGCGGAUCGGAAGAAGCCGAUCAAGAAGAUUAAAAGAUGA
Molecule: messenger RNA, 2214 nt
Organism: Ordospora pajunii
Lineage: Eukaryota; Fungi; Microsporidia; Ordosporidae
Product: DEAD/DEAH box helicase
Exons: 1
Coding region: 1-2214 (737 amino acids)
Biological process (GO): double-strand break repair via homologous recombination; DNA replication
Cellular component (GO): chromosome; nucleus; cytoplasm
Molecular function (GO): 3'-5' DNA helicase activity; ATP binding; four-way junction helicase activity
Source: RefSeq, a predicted model, not a curated record